AUGGUAGAUCUGCUAGCAGCACGGGGUGGUGGGACCGUAGUGUGCGCAUCCACGAAGACACAGCCAGUGACGGCUCAGUCGACCACGGAGGCAGAGUAUAUUGCAGCCGGGGAGGGCGUGAAGGAAGCGUUGUUCGUGCGUGGUGUUCUGUCGUUCAUUGCGCCCGAGACGAGCGGUGCCACGAUCAGGGUCCGUGAGGACAACGAGGGGGCUCUCGCGUUGGUGCACAACCCUUUCAGCUCGGCGAGGAGCAAGCAUAUCGACGUGCGGUUCCACUUCAUCCGCGAGCUCUUCAAGGCGGGCAAGAUCACCGCCGAUUAUAUCUCGACAGAAGAGCGNGUCCGUGAGGACAACGAGGGGGCUCUCGCGUUGGUGCAGAACCCUUUCAGCUCGGCGAGGAGCAAGCAUAUCGACGUGCGGUUCCACUUCAUCCGCGAGCUCUUCAAGGCGGGCAAGAUCACCGCAGAUUAUGUCUCGACAGAAGAGCAGCACGCCGAUAUGCUGACCAAGGUCCUUGGUAGGGGCAAGUUGGAGUACCACCGGAAGGCUCUGAUGAACCUGCCGAUGUAG
Molecule: messenger RNA, 570 nt
Organism: Ectocarpus sp. CCAP 1310/34
Lineage: Eukaryota; Phaeophyceae; Ectocarpales; Ectocarpaceae
Source: the annotation of a GenBank genome assembly